AUGAGCUGCUUGCCUCUGGUCUCCAGCCUUAUGCGGAGUCCUUUCAGGCUGUUCCCAUCUGCCAACCCAAGAUGGCCAAAGAAGAGAGGGAUUGUCCAAAUUCCCUAUGUAAUCUCCUACAAAUAUGACGAAUCCAGCGUGAAGAUACUCAAGGGAGCAUUUGAAGACUUUUCAAAGUUCACAUGCAUCCAGUUUGUCCCUUAUUCCAACCAGAGAGAUUUCAUUGCCAUUGCCCCGCUCUCUGGCUGCUUCUCCAGUGUUGGACGCAUUGGUGGGAUGCAGGUGGUUUCCUUGGCGCCCGCUUGCCUCCGCAAGGGGAAAGGGGUGGCACUGCAUGAGCUCAUGCAUGUCGUGGGCUUCUGGCAUGAGCACUCCAGAGCAGACCGGGACAAGUACAUCAGCAUCUCCUGGGAUGAAAUCUUGACUGGCUUUGAAAUAAACUUCAUGAAGUCUUGGAAUACCAACAUGCUGGUGGAUUAUGACUACGCCUCUGUAAUGCACUAUGGCAGGAAUGCCUUCAGCAUGUCUGGCUCACCCACCAUAACACCACUCUCCAGUUCCCUGACCCUUCUUGGACAAAGGUGGAACCUGAGCAAUUCAGAUGUUGCCAGAGUCAACAAGCUUUAUAAAUGUUCUCAGGCUGCAGCACAGCCAGAGGCAUCUACCAAGGGAGUCAUCAAAGAGAAUGUAAUGGACUUCAUUCCAAGUGAGCCUAAGCCCCAUACAACGCAAAACAAACCCAAAUUAUCUACUGCCUGGAAUCUCAGUUCUAUAGCGUCGUCCAGUGAAAUGCCACAUCCUGCCAGAGAGCCUCUGGGGACCAUCACACCAUCAAGCAAGGUUGCUGGUGAAAACAUUAGUACCACAGAAGCCCAGACAAGGGAGGUUUGGUCACCUGGGACAAAGAAGCAAAUGCAAAGGACAGUGUCUCAACAUACCCCUGGUAAAGCAGAAGGGAGUGAAAAAUCUCUAGUGGUUACAGAAGAGAUGCUGCAUCAAACUGUAUCUGGAGAAAUGGCAGUGAGUGGUGUUGCCCAGAAGACUUCUGAACCGCAAACUCUGCAGAAUCCCACCAGUAGUGCAAGGGAGUUGAGAAGCCAGCCUCCAAGCUAUGAGGAGGUCGACAUACCAAGUGACCAAAGCCCCAUAGAAGUAACGACAAGCAGUGCUCCGGAGGUGGAGCUUUCGCUUUCCUUUCUGACCAAAAGUCCAGAUGCCUUUCCAAUGAAAACGGUCCAGGGAUCUGCCACAAGACUUGGUAAGAAAGCUCUGGACUGGACACCUUCUAGAACAAGAGCCAUGCACAUAGAGCAUAGAACAGAACUGCCUACUGCUAUGGCGAGAGGAGAACUAUCUACUGCUAUGGAGAUUAGAAGCUCCCCAUUAAUGAGAAGCAGUGAGGCCGAGGAUAGACAUGGUUCCCCAAGCCCAGCUGAGGACCGCCCUUUCUCUGCAAUGGGAAACCAAACUGGGAAACAGCUGGCUGAGCUAUUUCUUCCGACCAUAAGCAUCUUUAGAAAUGAAACAGGUAGCACUGCUUCUACAGCCCCCAUAGUCCAGGCUGAAGCAGGGUCUUCAUACACAACAGCCUCUCCAAGAUCCUCCAGGAACUUGAUCACAGCCUCUGGUGUGGUGGGACCGGAAGAAACCAAACACAGUGAAGUGGAAAGCCUGGGAAGCUUUGGCACAAUUGAGAGCCAGAGUGAGAUUAUGAAAAAGGAAACGGAAAGCUUCCACACCAAGGAAGGGAGCAGGCCAACCGACGUGCUAUCUUCUAGCGGCAAAGAACAGUAUACAAGACAUAGAUUGGAACCUGGCAUGUUUGCUACCCAGGGGCUUCCCUCUCUUGGAAGUUCAGAGGCUCAGGAAAGCCACCUUAGCCAGGUAACUGCUGGAGCCCCAUCCCCUUGGGCUUCUGUCAUAGGCCCUCUUGCCGUUUCCAAGCUAAAUGUAGCAACUUACUCAAAGAGCAACCAGACCCAAGUGGAACAGUUUGAUCGGUCAGCUGCUCAGCUGGCCAGGAAGGGCUACAGAAAAGAGGCACUUACAACACGCAUACCACCAGGGCCUCUCUUAGUGCAAGUUACUGAACCUGAGCUGGAGGCUGAGGAGCAGACCCUUGUCCAUGCAGAAGUGCCAAGCCAAACUCCCACUUUACAGGAUUGGGCUUCACUGGCAAUGGAAACCAACCAGGCUAUACAUCCUACAGAGGGAACAUUUCCUCUUCCUCUGUCCCACACCCCUAGACCCGCUGAAACAAGACACAAAACUUCAUGGUUGCAACAACCAAGCAACACCAAAGUCUAUGGCCCUAGUGCCCACCUUCCAGGAUGGGGCCCCUUUGCAGAUCUACACGGGGAAGAAUUUGAACACACUUUAGAAACAGCAUCCAUUACAACAAUGUGGCCAUCUACAGCACAAGAAUUCAGGGUGAGCCAUGAAAAAGAAGUUAGAACUGGAUUCCCCAAAGAAGCCAAGACUCAUUGGAAAGCAUCUUUGCUUUCCCCUGAGCCACUUGGGGAACAGAUGCCCACCCAACCUAAAUACCGGGUGGCAGGUACUCCAUGGCAGCGUUCUUCUACCCCCUCAGUAACAACUGGCCUCCCUGGUGUGGUGCAGAUCAGGAAUCCUAAUGGGCCAGGAGCAGCAGCACCCCAAAGACCAUGCAAUGGGGAAUUGGCAGACUCUUUACCUGGAACGGAAUAUGGACUAACAUCCACACGCGUGUUGCCCAAAGUGGAAACUACAAGCAUAGGACAUUCAGGAUCAGAAAAGAGAGAUCAUAGCCCUACCUCCAAAGGGGACUCUCUGCCAGUGAGAAGAACAAGUCCUCCUCCUAAAGACCACACUUCAUCAGCAAUGGUGAGUCAACUGAUGCAGACAAGGACCCCAGACAGGACUGUGGCAAGUGAUGAAGGAUCUGUUGCUGCUGGCUCUUUCAAUUUAUCCACCAUCUUGCUUUCCAGCAAACCAGCUUUAAAGGGACCCCAAAGCUCUUCUCCUUUGAGGAGAACAGAACCCGUGAUGAAGACUGAGAGCCCACCUACACAAUUCUUGGAAACAAAACCUUCCUCUAAGCUUAAAGAAACCCUUGCAGAAGGGGAAAUGACUGAACCAGCAAAUGCCACAGAAGAGAUGUCCCUCCAUGUGAUGAACUUGGCAACAACUCCUACUUGGAAAGCCACAGCUGGCAGAAAUGGGGCACAAUCUCCCUCAUUAGAUAUGGAACCAACAGGAUUGCCCCAAGUUGCUGCUGAAGGGACGGCUCUGCUCCUGACUAUUGGCUCGCUAAAGUCUCCCAAACACAUAAACUUAAGAGGACAGCCUACCAGUAGCCAGCCCAGGAAAGAAACCAUGACAUCUAUGGCAAAGAUUAUUGCAGUGGACAUGGUGUCAGCAUCAUCAGCAUCCAGUACCAGUCCUCUAGAUACAUGGGGAAACCAGGAAACCUUACUGACAGGUGCAAAAGAGGCUACAAGGAGAUCUUCCAAGAAAAGUGGAGAAACUGCUUUAGAGAUCUAUGCCAGCACACUAGCUCCUGAAUCGCACAAGACAGCUACAAUAGGAGUUUCUACCCUGGGAUCCCAUGAGGAGCAUACUGUAGCAACUAAAAUCACACAAUUCCAGCCUGAACAUGGAACCCGAAGACCAGAGGUGGGGUAUGAACACAGUAGGUUUCCUUUAAGCAACGGGACUCUUGUAGGAAUGGGAAAUGGAGAGCUACAGGCUCCCUCUACAAAAUUUCCCAGAGACUCCUCCAAGACCCAAAUUGUAGUGAAUCUGGAGGAAAUGUCUGGAAACCAUACAGAGAAAAUGAAGUCCAAGGAAAAUGGGGUGUCCCCUAUAGACAACCCUAACUUCUCCCACCGUGUUGGCAAGAGGUCUUUAGCAGAGAUAACGGCAACUCCAGCAUCUCUGAGUGUUGCUCUGCCAGAGGAAAUUGAUCAUGAAUUUAUAGGCCACAUAGAUGAGGCUUCCCCAGUUGAAAAUGUGGCAGACAUAACGGAGGCAGCAGAACCAUUGCCAUUUGGAAUGUCCAGGUUGUCCACUCUUCUCCAAGGGCUGCCUUCUGCUCUGAAAAAGGCAGGAAAUAACCAAGUGGGGCCCCCAGGAACUGUGAAAGCUCCACAGCCUCUGACCACUUUUUGUCCCUUUGAGAGGAACUUGUGUGGCUGGGAGCAAAGCAAGGAGGAUGACCUGGACUGGGUGCUUGAAGAGGGGCACGAACAGCUCGUUAGGACCGGGGGAGGUGGAAGUCCCCCUAGAAUGCCUUGCACAACCUCAGGUGGUGGCUACCUUUCCCUGAUGCCUUUGGCCCACAAUUCUAGUCAAAAGGCUGUUCUGGUCAGCCCUGUUGUGCAGGGCAUCAGGUGCCUCAAAUUCUGGUACAGCCCAGGGGACCUUCUCAUGAGUAAGUGGCUUCUGUAUAAAAGGGAGUGUGAAAUCAACGUCUACAUAAUGCUCCGGAAUUCCUCUGAAUGGCACAAAGUGUGGUCUGUGAGGGGGAAUCAAGGCACUGGCUGGCAUCUGGUGGCUGUAGCCAUUUCCAAGACUUGUGAGCUACAGGACUUUGAAAAGGUGCAGGCAGCUGAGCUUCAGGUGGCUGAAUGA
Podarcis muralis (Common wall lizard) is the source of this 4611-nucleotide messenger RNA. NCBI's taxonomy places the organism in Eukaryota, Metazoa, Chordata, Lepidosauria, Squamata, Lacertidae. The record is from RefSeq and is a predicted model, not a curated record.